This is a messenger RNA of Harpia harpyja (harpy eagle), 1395 nucleotides long. Its product is annotated as CMP-N-acetylneuraminate-beta-galactosamide-alpha-2,3-sialyltransferase 2-like. NCBI's taxonomy places the organism in Eukaryota, Metazoa, Chordata, Aves, Accipitriformes, Accipitridae. Bases 352 to 1311 code for a protein of 319 amino acids. The record is from RefSeq and is a predicted model, not a curated record. Gene Ontology annotation, molecular function: beta-galactoside (CMP) alpha-2,3-sialyltransferase activity. The transcript has 8 exons.
CUCCCCCACGUCAUGGUGCAACACUUCCUCUUCCCGUGGUGGUUGUUGCAGUUUGCAACGAGCACUGGUGAGGCCACUGAGCCCAGGAGCGUCAUCUUUGCCUGGCCCUGCUCAGUGGCACUUCCGAAGACAAGGAAGAGGUGACAGUUCAUUCACUUUUUGAAAGGGCAGGCUUGCAGUGGAGUGUGACCUGCUGCAGCCACCUGGGAUCAUCCAAACCGCCCCCCCACAUCUCCCAUCUCUGCUCUGCUUGGACCCCCAGGAGCAGCAGUUUUGCUGUCAUGUGUGUAGCCUGUGGGUCACAUUUGAGUGCAGCUGGUUGUUUACCACAGUGAGCAGGUUGCAUGAGGGAUGCUGUGCCAGAGGCGCACGCAUGUGGUGCUGGCCCUGUGCCUGCUGCUGGUUCUGUGGCAAUGUUUCCGAGCCCCCACAGAUGGCCUCAGCCCCUUCCCUUGGGCUCUCUCCCGCCUCAAUGCCCCUGCUGCCUGCUGCACUCCUGGUACCAACAGCUCUGCAUGGUUCAACUCCCGCUACAACACAGCCGUGGGGCCUCUGCUGACGGGCGCAGCCCACGAACUCUCCUCCGAUGUGGUUCAGUGGUGGCUGACGCUGCAGGGUCCCCAGAGUGGCACCCAGCUCCAGGCCAUAAUUCAGCAGCUCUUCACUGUCCUCCGGGCCCCGAUCAGCAGUGUGUGGGACCCAUCUUGCUGCAGGACUUGUGCGGUGGUGGGGAACUCGGGGCAGCUAAAGGGGUCUGGCCACGGGCUACAGAUCGAUGCCCAUGACUGGGUGCUGAGGAUGAACAGAGCAAAGAUCGCUGGCUUUGAACUGGAUGUUGGCAUGAGAACCACCCAUCACUUCAUGUACCCAGAGAGUGCAGUGGACCUCGGGCCCGGCGUCCACCUCGUUCUUGUCCCCUUCAAGCCACUAGACCUGCAGUGGGUGGCCAGCGCCUUCUCUACCGGAGAGCUCAUGCACACAUAUGUGAGAGUGAAACAGUUCAUCAAAGCUGACAGAAACAAGGUGCUGAUCCUGAGCCCAGCUUUCCUCAAGUACAUCCAUGACAACUGGACACAGCACCAUGGGCGGUACCCCUCCACCGGCUUCACAGCCCUGCUCUUUGCCUUGCAUGCCUGCCAGCAGGUCUCCGUGUUUGGCUUUGGCGCAGACAGUGAAGGGAACUGGCACCACUACUGGGAGAAAAACCGCUGGUCUGGAGCCUUUCGCAGGACGAGGGUCCACGACGCUGACAUCGAAUUCAGUAUCAUUGAGAGAUUGGCAGCUGAAGGCAGGAUUUUAUUCUACAAAUGAUGCAUUUCCAAGAAACUGAAGCCAGGCUGUUAGCACAGAAGCUGGCAGCCCCCUGCACUGCCAGCAGCUGCCUUGGCUCUUUAG